AUGAGUACCUCAGAGUCUUGGGCUCCCGACACGGCGGAAUAUACGAACGACAGAAGCCUUGCAUACAACCACCCUUCAACAAACUACGGAGCCGAUUCGGCGACACCUGCUUAUUUGCCUUGCCAAGGUCGGGUCCAUUGCAAUGGGCAAUCUAUCCCAUACAACGUGUCUGCACGAUUUUCAUGCCAGCCUAAUGUACCGCUUGCAACUAUUGCCGAAAGGACGUCCCACUGGACCCUGAAAUCACAUCCGUCUCACAAUGUCGCCCGUCGGCCCCAUCAUGCACAAGUUCUUUACAGCACUUCUUCCACUACAAAACGCCCUUCGAUGUCAUCCAGGAGAAAAGAUGAAGCCGGAGUGAACAACCAAGAGCGACGUGGGAAUUGUCAGAUCGGCGAUCGGGCAGGUCCUAAUGCAGACCUCACAACGCAGUGCUCAGAAGGCAUUCCAAUCAAAAAGGAACCACGUGGCGGUGAGCUAGCCGGGAGUUCCAAAAGGUCGGGAGUGGGCAUUGGUACCGAGGAGAAGGGACUGAAGGCACUUCUACGAGGCAUACUGCAGAAUUUCCGAAGCGCCUCAAGACAUAGCGAGGCAAGGUCUCCUCUUGUGACCUCGCAACUGCCAGAGACUCUUACCGGAGAAGGAAAACAAUUGAUGGGUAGGAACCAAGCGUGCGCCCAGCUGUCUCGAGACGAAUUUUUGGAACUAGGGACAGAUAACUGUCAGCCCCUUUUGAGCGAAUACUCGACCUGGAAGCUCCUUAGCAGUCCUCAUACACCUCACGAAUGCAGCAGGAAGUUUGAGCAUUCUGUCCAUCGGCAUGAGAAUGCUAGUUAUGAUAGCAUACACCCAUUCGCGCGAGCCUCGCCGUUCUGGACUACUCCGCUCGCUGACCAAUAUGACUCACGGGCCUACAAUGGUUCAGAGGCACCUGGAGCGAACCACCGGGGUGGAAUUGAAAUCUUGAGAAAAUCGACGUCUGAUACUACCCCGGUGGAGGAGGGUUACUUCAAGUGUGCGCGAGAAGUGAGCCCUUCUUGUAGCGCUUCCACACGGUACUCGGGAACAGUACUUGGGGUCGAUGUUGAUCUUGAGCAAGAGUUCCCCAAUAUGAAUGGACCUUCACCAUCCCCUAACCGCUCCGGAACACCUGUGUACCAGCCUUCACAAGAAAAGCUGGAAACACCAAUACCCACCCGGAAUGCUAAACCGCCUAAGUCGAUCACCUCUUUUGCUCUUCCUGUGUUGCUUCCCCUUGCUGCUGCAGCGGGCAUUGUGCAGGUCAAUACGACAACAACCACUCUGUCAUUCUACUCGCCUUCGGGCAGUCUUAUCCAAGUAGUUGAGAGUCCGAUAUCAUCGUUUCCAGCAGCGAAAUAUUACCAAAACGCCUUAGCUGCGUCCGAGACUUCCUCAACGCCUGCUGCUCUCAACACCACUGCGCUACCUCGCUCCUGCAUAGUGUUGUCAGCGCACCUCAAACAUGAUAAAUCAAGCUACCGGAAAAAUCACUCGCAACUUCUUUGCGGAACAGCCCAAACGAGCAGUGCGUCGAGCUGCAACAGUGUUGACAGCAUGAACCACUUCGCGCCGAAGAGCGGAACGGUGCCCGCUCUAAAGCCGCGUGAUCAACAGACGCUUUGGCACAAUGGAAUUCGUCCGUCAGUCAAUCUGAGGGCGCGUAUAGAAGCUGUAGUGUCCUGCAGCCCGAGUUCAAAUGGUCGGCGCCAGAAAUGGAGAACGAAGAGUGAAAACGGGUUUGCUGCAUAUGGCAACCACGAAAACGGCAGCAUCAGCAGUGGAAAAAGCAAGACCAGCAGCAAAGGCAACCAUCACCUCCAAUGGAGCGUCUCUAUGUCUAUGCCAAGGUCAUGUAAAGGAAGCAAACUCGUCCUGGACGCCUGA
Messenger RNA from Westerdykella ornata, 1905 nucleotides. RefSeq lists its product as uncharacterized. Lineage: Eukaryota; Fungi; Ascomycota; Dothideomycetes; Pleosporales; Sporormiaceae. Bases 1 to 1905 code for a protein of 634 amino acids. The record is from RefSeq and is a predicted model, not a curated record. The transcript is spliced from 2 exons.